CAUAAUCCGCUUUCUUCCGAAAAAGACGUCAUUAAAAGUUUAGACAUGCGUAGUACACACCAGUUAAUUCUCUCGCACUAAGCUAUCAUUCUUAACCGGUACUCUUAGAAAUCAUUAAAAUUUGACCAACAUGCCUGAACUUAAAGUUGGAAUCAAUGGAUUUGGACGCAUCGGACGUCUCACACUAAGAUGUGCUCUUCAAAAGGGAGUUAAAGUUGUAGCAGUCAAUGAUCCCUUUAUUGGUCUUGAUUACAUGGUUUACAUGUUUCAGUAUGAUUCUACACAUGGUAAAUUUAAGGGAUCUGUUUCACAGAAAGAUGGAAAGUUGGAGAUUGAUGGACAACUCAUCACUGUUUUUGCAGAGCGUGAUCCAGGGGCCAUUAACUGGAAAUCUGCAGGUGCUGACUAUGUUGUUGAGUCAACAGGUGUUUUCACUACAACUGACAAGGCACUUGUUCAUAUCAAGAGUGGUGGGGCAUCAAAAGUUGUGAUUUCUGCUCCAUCUGCAGAUGCACCCAUGUUUGUUAUGGGUGUCAAUGAAGAUAAAUACACUAAGGAUAUGGCUGUUGUCAGCAAUGCUUCUUGCACAACUAACUGUUUGGCACCUCUUGUCAAAGUUAUCAAUGAUAAUUUUGGAAUUGUUGAGGGACUUAUGACAACCGUGCAUGCUGUUACAGCCACACAAAAAACUGUUGAUGGGCCCAGUAACAAGGACUGGCGUGGUGGACGUGGUGCUUUCCAGAACAUCAUCCCAUCUUCAACUGGAGCAGCCAAAGCUGUUGCAAAAGUUAUUCCCUCUGUAGAUGGAAAACUGACUGGAAUGGCUUUUAGAGUCCCUGUUCCUGAUGUAUCAGUUGUUGAUCUUACAUGCAGACUUGAAAGAGGGGCAUCCUAUGACGAUAUUAAAAAAGCUAUCAAGGCUGCAUCUGAAGGACCCCUGAAGGGCAUCCUGGGUUAUACUGAUGACGAGGUUGUGUCCCAGGACUUCUUGGGAGAUGACAGAAGCUCUAUUUUUGAUGCCAGGGCUGGCAUUGCCUUGAAUAAUAACUUUGUUAAACUGGUGUCAUGGUAUGAUAAUGAGUAUGGCUACAGCAACCGUGUAGUUGAGCUUAUCCAGCACAUGUUCAAGGUCGACAACCAAUAAAUUAAUCAUUAGCACUAGAAAACUAAUUUCCCCAAGUUUAGGUAUGUCAGCUGAACACUAAAAACGCUGGUUAAAAAUUUCUUACUUUAGGAUUCAUGUCAUUGGUGUACAAUUUGUAAGCUGUUUCAGCUUUGUCAUCAUCAAACAUGGGAGAUUAUCUUUAAUGUGAAGAUCUAAUUUUUCAUGCUUUUUUCCUUAAAAUACUUUAUGUAGCUGUGCAUAUAUGAGUGUCUGUCAUAAAUGACGCUAGAAUAAUUUAUCAGUGUACAUUUUUAGAUGUAUGAAUGGCUGCAGCACAAUGUAAUACAUUUGAGGCUAUACAAUCCCGAGCUAAUUGACCCACUUAAUUCCAAUAAUCUGAUAAAUUUUCCCUGUAUCUGGACUGCUGGUUCAUUUCACAGGAAUUUUUUUAUGCCACCUACAAUCUCACUUUCUGCAAUCUUUUAAUUAUAAAUUCCUGAAUUGUCUAGUUAGUUUACAGUACCAAGUAGUACAUAAAUAUUGUGACUAGUAAAUUUUACUGGUUCACUUGUUCAAAAAGUUUGCAAAAAAAAAAUUUUGUUGUUCAGUAUUUUCAAUAAAUAUGGAGUGUAA
Physella acuta is the source of this 1738-nucleotide messenger RNA. Its product is annotated as glyceraldehyde-3-phosphate dehydrogenase. The record is from RefSeq and is a predicted model, not a curated record. Gene Ontology annotation, molecular function: NAD binding; glyceraldehyde-3-phosphate dehydrogenase (NAD+) (phosphorylating) activity; NADP binding. Lineage: Eukaryota; Metazoa; Mollusca; Gastropoda; Physidae. Gene Ontology annotation, biological process: glucose metabolic process; glycolytic process. Gene Ontology annotation, cellular component: cytosol.